GGUGAUUGGGUGCGAGCGGUGCGGCGCUGCGCUGUGAUUGGCUACGGGGGGAGGAGCCGCGAUGUGAUUGGUGGAGAGCGGGAGGAGGCGGGGCCAGCGGCGGGGCGCGGGAGGCGGCGGCGGCACCGGGGCCGCACCGGGCCCGAACCGGGGCCGGGCCCGCACCGGGGCCGGGCCGGGCCGAACCGGGGUCGCUACGGGGCCGGGGGUGGCCUCGGCACCUGCAGGCCCAGCCGGCGAUGGCGGGACGCGGCUCCGUGCACAGCCUGAGCAGCCUGCAGAAAACCGCGCUGCUCCUGGGCCUCCCGGCCGCCGCCACCGUGUGCUACAUCCUGUACCGGCGCUACCGGGAGAGCCGAGAGGCGCAGGUGACGCUGGUGGCAGACGAGGGGCUGGAGGUGGCGCUGCGGGUGCCCCGCACGGCCCUGAAGGCGCUGAUCGGCCGCCGGGGAGCCACCAUCAACCGGCUGAGGCAGGAGACCGGAGCCCAGAUCUCGGUGGAGGAGGAGGAGGAGGAGGAGGAGGAGGAGGAGGCCGAGGGCCGGUCCCUGGUGCAGAUCUCGGGCUCGCCGGGCCAGGUGUGCCGGGCCAGGGCGGCCGUGCUGCGCAUCGUGGCCGACAGCGCGCCCGUGGCCGAGCAGCUGCGGGUACCCCAGAGGGCCGUGGGCAGGAUCAUCGGCCGCGGCGGGGAGACGGUUCGGGGCAUCUGCCGGAGCUCGGGGGCACGAGUGGAGUGCGGCCACGAGGGCGACGCCGGCCUGGCCCCGCUGCGCCUCAUCCGCCUGCUGGGGACGCGCAAGGAGGUGGAGGCGGCCAAGAAGCUGAUCAUGGAGAAGCUGGCGGAGGACAAGGCGUUCCGCCGGGAGCUGGCGGCGGCGGCGGCCGCCCGGUGCCCGCGGAAACAACCCCUGGGCAGCCGCCGGGAGCCGCCCCCGGGGCCUCCCCCCGGUGCUCCCGGCAGCCCCGGGGGCUGGCAGGAGUGCUGGGACACCGACUGGGCACCGGCGGCGGGCGGCGAGGGCGCGGAGCCGGCGGCUGAGGGCGAGGAGCCGCCCGCGGGCAAGUUCGAGGUGCCCAGCCCGGAUUUCAGCUUCCCGGUGGACGAGCACCUGGACGUGUACGUGUCUGCGGCCGAGAGCCCCGGGCGCUUCUGGGUGCAGCUGCUGGGCGCCCGCAGCCUGCAGCUGGACAGGCUGACGGCCGAGAUGGGCCACUUCUACCGCAGCAGCGCCCCGGUGCCACCCCCGUCGCUGCAGCCCGGGGACAUCGUGGCCGCUCCGUACCUGGCCGGCGGCGAGUGGUGCCGUGCGCGUGUCCUGGGCCCGCUGGACAACGGCCACCUGGGGCUGUCCUACGUGGACUUUGGGGACAGCGGCGAGGCGCCCCCCGAGGCGCUGCGGGCCCUCAGGAGCGACUUCCUGAGCCUGCCCUUCCAGGCCAUCGAGUGCAGCCUGGCCGGGAUCGUCCCCAGCGGUGGCGGCUGGCCGGCCCCGGCGCUGCAGGAGUUUGUCCGUCUGUCGGGCUGCGCUCGCUGGGCGCCGCUGCGGGCGCAGAUCUGCAGCUACGGCCCCGCCGGGCCCCGCCUGCGCCUCUUCGGCCGCCGCGGGCACGGACAGAGCCUGGACGUGGGAGCUGAGCUGGUGCGUUUGGGCUACGCCGUUCCCGGGCCCCCCGAGGAGCCCCCGGACAAUCUCGGCUGUGCCUCCCCCCCGAGCCCACCGGAGCCCGGGGACAGCCCCGGGACGCCGUCGUGCCUCGCCGCCGCCGCCGUGCCCGGGGAUGCCGUCACGGUCACCUGAAGCUGCCCGGUGCUACCGGGAGCCGCUCCCGGUGACCCCAUCACGGGGACCGGAGCGGUCCCGGUGCCAGCCCUGCCUGCAGCCCCCUCGGCGGAGCACUCCGGGAGGCCGGACCGGCAAAGCGCGGGGAUCUCCGCUUGUGCCUCUCGUCGGGACGCGCCACACCGGCACCGAGAACCGCCGGUGCCCCUUCCGUUACCGGGAGGUUCCCGUUACCCUCCCGGUUCCCUCGCCUUGUUUUGCUGUUCCGUUGCACUGACGGUGGUUGUGAGUUUAAUAAAGUUGAAGGUUUCGCA
This is a messenger RNA of Taeniopygia guttata (zebra finch), 2095 nucleotides long. The record is from RefSeq and is a predicted model, not a curated record. Lineage: Eukaryota; Metazoa; Chordata; Aves; Passeriformes; Estrildidae.